ACUCUCAGCAGUCAGGAAGUCCAAGUAACAAUGAGCCAGGCAAGAACCCUCUUCCAGUGUAUUUGGAAGACAGUUUCAUCAAAUCAGGAGUCUUCAGUGUUGCAGAACUAGUGCGAGUGUCCAGAAUGCCCAUUACCCACGGUGCAACGGUAAACUUCUCCAUGGCGGACAUGCCCAGCCAACCCUACUAUCAUGACCUGAACUCCAGCGUGGGGCUGCAUCGCCCCCUGUCCUCCCCUCCUGGCAG
This is a messenger RNA of Neolamprologus brichardi, 247 nucleotides long. The record is from RefSeq and is a predicted model, not a curated record. Lineage: Eukaryota; Metazoa; Chordata; Actinopteri; Cichliformes; Cichlidae.